Messenger RNA from Pundamilia nyererei, 1117 nucleotides. Its product is annotated as forkhead box protein G1-like. Lineage: Eukaryota; Metazoa; Chordata; Actinopteri; Cichliformes; Cichlidae. Gene Ontology annotation, biological process: regulation of transcription by RNA polymerase II. Gene Ontology annotation, molecular function: sequence-specific double-stranded DNA binding; DNA-binding transcription factor activity. The annotation marks the transcript as partial. Gene Ontology annotation, cellular component: nucleus. The record is from RefSeq and is a predicted model, not a curated record. The transcript has a single exon.
UCUCUCAUCCUGAGCCUCCUUUCUCUCUCCUCUCUGUCUCUCUCUCGGAUCACGGAGGUGGAGGACCUCGGAGUUGUUGUUGUGGUUGUUCAUUUUUUUUUAUUAUUUAUUCCUGGUUUUGUCGGGAGAGCCGCCACCGGGCAUGGAGGAUGUAAAAGACCCGCCGACCGUGCACCGGUCCUCCUCCUUCAGCAUCAAGAGCCUCCUGCUGCCCUCCAAGUGCGAGCGUGCGGACUCCGCGACGGUCGCGAUCCACGGAGCCCCGUGUCUCUCCCCGGGCUCCGACUGCGAGAAGUCUCUGGACCCCCCGGAGGUGGACUCUGCGGCCUCCACGCUUCUAGAGCCGGAGAAACCUGGCAAGGAGGAGCCGGAGGAAGAGGAGGGGGACGGAGGGGGAGGCGGAGGAGGGGACGGCGGCAAGGCGACACCGGAGCAGAACACCGGCGGCGGCAAAAACGGGAAGUAUGACAAGCCUCCGUUCAGCUACAACGCGCUGAUCAUGAUGGCCAUCCGGCAGAGCCCCGAGAAGCGGCUCACGCUCAACGGCAUCUACGAGUUCAUCAUGAAGAACUUCCCGUACUACCGAGAGCACAAGCAGGGCUGGCAGAACUCCAUCCGGCACAACCUCAGCCUCAAUAAGUGCUUCGUCAAGGUGCCUCGGCACUACGACGACCCGGGCAAGGGCAACUACUGGAUGCUGGACCCGAGCAGCGACGACGUGUUCAUCGGCGGGACCACCGGGAAGCUCCGCCGGCGCUCCGCCACCUCUCGGGGCAAGCUGGCGAUGAAGCGCGGGUUGCGCUUCGCUCCUCUCGGGCUGGGCAUCAACGAGCGGAGCAGCAACCCGCUGUACUGGCAGCUGUCCCCGUUCCUGUCCCUGCACCACCACCACCAUCACCCGCACUACAACGGCUCGUCCGCCGGCUUCCUGAACCAGGCGGCCGGCUACGGCUCGCUGCUGCCCGCCGUGGAGCAGCUGAGUAACGGGGAGCUGGGCCGCUCGCUGCCGCUGGGCCUGACGAACAGUUACGGGAUGAGCUCGUCGCCGGUCGGGCUGCUGUCCGGUCAGCCAGGAUACUUCGUGUCAGGGAGCCAGCACUCGGCGGCCCCGCCGGGG